Molecule: messenger RNA, 828 nt
Organism: Diaporthe citri
Lineage: Eukaryota; Fungi; Ascomycota; Sordariomycetes; Diaporthales; Diaporthaceae
Exons: 1
Coding region: 1-828 (275 amino acids)
Source: RefSeq, a predicted model, not a curated record
AUGGUCGAGCAGAACGUAGCAAGCGCCCUCAUCCUGGAGGAUGAUGCCGACUGGGAUGUUCGUUUGAAAGAACAACUCGAGUCAAUCGCUCAAGGGACGCGGGUACUGCUUGAAAGAGCCCACACAGAAGAUGACUUCGUGUCAAAGCUCAGCCCCAAAACCAGGAAGUGGGACAAUAUCGACUCACCUUACGGAGACGGCUGGGACAUUCUAUGGCUGGGCCAUUGCGGCGAGACCUUCCCAGAGCGGAUCCCAGGCCACCACGAGAUCUACAACCUGUCAUCAGCACGAUACACAUACUACGCGCUGCAGGACGACGAAACCCUUCCGAGCGAUCCCAAGGACAUCACGGAGACCUGGAUCGGUCUCGAGCACAAGAGCGACAAGUACCAAGGCACGCGUUGGGUGCACUUCAGCGGUGGUCCGACUUGCAGCCAGGCAUACGCGCUUUCGCAAUCCGGCGCGAGGAAAGUAUUGCAUGCACUGAGUGUCGGUGGCACUCUGAUUGAGCAGCUGGACAACGCUAUGAGCCAUCUCUGCCGUGAUCACACGCCAUGGGAUAACCCUGACGAUGUCGAUGGCCCGCCUGGUUAUCCGGGUGCCAACAUGCGGUGCUUGAGUGUUAACCCGCCUCUCUUCUCCCAGCACAAGCCGCGCGGGCGGAAGGCAGCGGGCUCUGAUAUUGAGACCAUGGAGGAUGGUGAGGCGAUUAGGGAGGUGGGAGAGUCGCCGAACUUGGUGUGGAGUGCUCGAUUGAAUGUACAGAAUUUGAUGAACGGGAAGCCCAUGGAGGAUCAGUUCGCCAGGCCCAGGGAAGACACGGCUUAA